Dipodomys spectabilis (banner-tailed kangaroo rat) is the source of this 2684-nucleotide messenger RNA. RefSeq names its product transmembrane protein 30B (gene Cdc50b). Gene Ontology annotation, biological process: phospholipid translocation. Gene Ontology annotation, cellular component: plasma membrane; endoplasmic reticulum; Golgi apparatus. The record is from RefSeq and is a predicted model, not a curated record. The coding region runs from base 87 to 1145 and encodes 352 amino acids. NCBI's taxonomy places the organism in Eukaryota, Metazoa, Chordata, Mammalia, Rodentia, Heteromyidae. The transcript has a single exon.
GCAGCGAAAGGGGCCGCUCCUCGGCCGGUCCCCCCCCGGGCGAUCUCGGGUGGGUGGGUGGGCGCGGCGCGUCCCGCGUGGCCACCAUGACCUGGAGCGCCGCGGCGCGGGGCGCGCACCAGCCCGACAACACCGCCUUCACCCAGCAGCGCCUCCCGGCCUGGCAGCCGCUGCUGUCGGCCGGCAUCACGCUGCCGCUCUUCUUCUGCGCCGGCCUGGCGUUCAUCGGCCUGGGCCUGGGUCUCUACUACUCCUCCAACGGCAUCAAGGAGCUCGAGUACGACUACACGGGCAACCCGGGCACCGGCAACUGCUCGGUGUGCGCCGCCCUCGGGGAGGGCCGCGCGCCGCCGCCCAAGUGUUCGUGCGCCUGGUACUUCUCGCUGCCCGAGCUCUUCCCGGGCCCCGUGUACCUGUACUACGAGCUGUCCAACUUCUACCAGAACAACCGGCGCUACGGGGUGUCCCGCGACGACGCGCAGCUCAGCGGGCUGCAGAGCGCGCUGCGCCACCCGGCCAACGAGUGCGCCCCGUACCAGUUCAGCGCCGCGGGCCUGCCCAUCGCGCCCUGCGGCGCCAUCGCCAACAGCCUCUUCAACGACACCUUCUCGCUCUGGCACCAGCGCCGGCCCGGCGGGCCCUACGAGGAGGUGCAGCUGGAUCGCACCGCCAUCGCCUGGUGGACCGAUUACCACGUCAAGUUCCGUAACCCGCCGCUGGUCAACGGCAGCCUGGCGCUGGCUUUCCGCGGCACGGCGCCCCCGCCCAAUUGGCACCGGCCGGUCUACGAGCUCAGCCCCGACCCCAACAACACCGGCUUCAUCAAUCAGGACUUCGUGGUGUGGAUGCGCACCGCCGCGCUGCCCACCUUCCGCAAGCUGUACGCGCGCAUCCGCCAGGGCGACUACACCGCCGGGCUGCCCCGGGGCGCCUACCGCGUCAACAUCUCCUACAACUACCCGGUCCGCGCCUUCGACGGCCACAAGCUCAUCAUCUUCAGCAACAUCUCGUGGAUGGGGGGCAAGAAUCCGUUCCUGGGGAUCGCCUACCUGGUGGUCGGCUCGCUCUGCAUCCUCGUGGGCUUUGUCAUGCUGGUCGUCUACAUCCGCUACCAGGAUCAGAACGACGACGACGACGACGAAUGAGGCCCGCUAUCCGAGGCCCCCUUCCCGCCCCUUACCCAACAGCUGCGUUGGGCGCCUCCCUCUCCCCCCUUGUUCAGUUUCAAGCUCACAUGACUUCGACUCCUGCUACGGACCAGGGGCUCAGAGAACAGAAUUGCCCGUUUUCUGCCUGUCUACUGUCCUGACGGGGCGUUUGAACUUGAGCGGAAUGGGCUUGCACGUUCUCUUCCCGCUUCACGUCUGAGUUGACCAGUCAGGGCCUCAAGGUCUGUAGCAUUCCAGAGCCAAAAGGAAGGAAGGGAUUCUUAGUCAACACCUACCAGAGGGAGGAACAGAGAGACCUAGUGAUGUGAAAUGGAUCAUUCGAGAGCAGGGAGCCAGAAUUUGUCCUCUUGUUCUGAUCCAGUGCUUUUGCUAGACAGCAUGAAGUUUUUUUUUUUCUUCUUCUUCUUCUUUUUGUUGUUGUUUUGGUGGGGGGAGAGGGUGAGAAAGGCCUGCAGGUAAUUGGCAGAGGCGGGGAAGUGGGCUAGAUUAGGAGGUACCAGCCCUACAGGGGUUGAUCCAGUAAAGCUUGAGUGAGCGUAAGCAGUCUAACAAACUUAUCUGGAAAUUCUCCCCUAGAAGUUGGGGAUCUUCACCUUGACACAGGCUGAGCCUAAGCAGUCGCCUGAGUUCAAAGUUUCAGGAGUGGUUUGUUUCCAGGAGCAGGGAUCAUCACAGAGUUCAGGUUCUGUCUAGCACUCUGCCUUAAACAUAGCGAGCUCUGUCUGUGGAAUGAAUGACUAUGCUAGGAUUUGCAGUGCUGGAUUCCCGUCCACUCAUUCUAUGUUUGGGCAAACUUUGCCAGAUACUAUGUAAAAAUCUGAAAAUGCUAGGCCAGUUUGCAUAGCUAAGAGGGUAUGUUUUAACCUCAGAAUACAGAAGCUGUGUGUGAACUUGGAGGGAAAGUUGUUAACCUAAAGCCACCUGUGUCUCCUCACCUCCCUCGAUUCUCUUUGGUGUCUGAAAUCUAAGAGAAUUAAUUUAUGUUAUCAGAUCAAACAUUUGUUUCUAGUUUGCAUGUAUGCUGAGGAAUAUAGUCAUCUGUGAACUAGAAUUUUAGGAUUAUUUCGGAUAAUGUUAAAAUCAUUCCGUUGAUUUUACUGAUAGAUGAGAAUCAAUAUAAAGUUAUCCUAAGAAGCAAUGGAAUAUAUUUUUAAAAUAUUCUUUAUGUUACAAUAAUUUAAAAGAAUGUAAACAUAAAAUCCUUAGUGAUAUUCUCCUGUCAGUUGUUUUGAGAGCACUUAUUUGAUGUUUGCCAGAAUUCUCCUGCUAAUUAUUACUGUUACAACUAGCUGCUUGCUAGUUGCUGCUCUUCCUACUUUCUCAUUUCUUAAGGCAGUACAAGGUCUUGAACUAUGUCUUUUUUUUUUUUUUAGUAGUCAAGUAUUGAACAGUUUACAUUGAUUUCGUGAUACCUUCCUCUAGUUCUUUGAUAAAUACUGAUGAUUGGACAGCAUGCAACUCAUUGAUGCCUGUCUUGGAUCUCCUGCAUGAAUAAUAAUUUAAGAGUCUGUUUCA